Molecule: messenger RNA, 1498 nt
Organism: Bolinopsis microptera
Lineage: Eukaryota; Metazoa; Ctenophora; Tentaculata; Lobata; Bolinopsidae
Product: carbohydrate sulfotransferase 1-like
Exons: 1
Coding region: 203-1489 (428 amino acids)
Biological process (GO): N-acetylglucosamine metabolic process; sulfur compound metabolic process
Molecular function (GO): N-acetylglucosamine 6-O-sulfotransferase activity
Source: RefSeq, a predicted model, not a curated record
AUAAGAUCUUGAGCCAGAGGUUGGUUAUACUUGCUCGAUGAGGUUGCCGCAUGUACUGAGCACCACAUCUAAUCCACCAAACUUUGUUUUCCAGCUCACAAUACAUUUACAUAGAGCACCUUGGGAAGCCUGUUUAGUUCAACAAUUUGCUGUUCAGUUGGUAUUACUUGCGUUUGGUCCGCAAUUUUAUUGGAUAUGACUUAUGAAGUCAGAAGGGUGGCGACUGAUAGCUGCUUUCCUUGCUGGAUGUUUAUGGAUUUCGUUACUUUCCUUUUGUCUUCGCCAACCUACAAAACAAACUGUUGAGGUGGAAUAUGCCAGCAAAUUUAUAGAUGUUGAUACUAAAACUCAAAGUAUGGCAUCCAGUAUACCCCAUCGGCCGUCUCAAGAUCCUGCAUUUAAUCUAAAACUUAAUCCAAACAAGAAGUUAAUAAUUAUAGUGGCAGCCUUUCGAAGUGGGUCGACGUUUUUAGGAAACCUGUUCGACAAUAAUCCUACGAUGCAGUACUUGUUCGAGCCGUUUCACAAUGCUCAUAUCCGGAACCUCCGUGACCGGAAUGGUCUAUUCGGGGCGAGACCUGACCACACGGAGAGUGACUUGAGGAUGUUGUAUCUCCAGCAGAUGUUACACAACUGUACCAUCUACCCCACUCCUUUCCACCAUCAAUAUGCUUGGUGUGGUUCAAAAGAGGAGAAUUUACUUCGCUUCAAUUCGACUGAGUGCGGGGGAAGAAAGAUACCCGGAUCACAGCAAGAGAUCUGUAGAUAUCGGGACACUACCGUGAUCAAGGUUAUAAGACUAGCGGAUCUGUCUGAUAUCCUGAAAAUAGCCCAGAUAAGAUCAGCCAAUGUUAAAAUUAUCCAGCUCCUAAGACACCCUGUCGCUCUGAUGAUGUCCAGACGGACCGGUGGUGAGUUCUUUAUGUGGGACAUCAAGACUAAUGUUGAGCUCGUGGCUGGGGACAUCAAUCAGAGGCGGAUUAAAAUUGCUUGGGAGGCGUUCAACUACUGUAACGACCACUUAAAGGCUAUGGAACUGGUUGAGAGUGAUCCUUGGCUGAAAGACAGAUACUUGAGAGUAACUCAUCAUGGAAUGUCACUGAAACCUCUCGAAACUGCAGAGAAGGUUUACUCAUUUGUAGGGGCUACUUUAACCGAUCAUAUUAAAGAAUACAUUCGAAAUAUUACUGAGGCCAAAUCAGAGGGUUUCAAAAGUGCACCCAAAUUGGCUUUAAAUGUGUACAUGAAUUCUACGGACCUUGCCACAAAAUGGAUGAAACUGGUUUCGGCAACGGUUAAAUACUGGGACGUUUUCUCCAUUGAAGCUCAAUGUAAACGGAUGUUUAAACCGUUGAUUCAUGAAUUUUCUGUUGACACAAUACCUGACUUACAGCUGUUGAAAAUAAACUCUGCAUUAGAUGAGUUAUAUGAUCAGAUUGAUCUUGAAGAAACUGAUGAAGUACUGAAUCUCUCUGUUGUGGUGCAGUAAAAUUAUUAU